CGUCACGGAAUAUAUACCAGCGGCUUUAGAAAAAUAAGGAAACAGCCAGGCCGAACCAGGACUACGAGACAAUUGGGCAGAGAGAAGGCAUGACGGAUCCGCCGAGGCGCUGGCGCUGCGGAGAGCUGCUGCUGCUCCUCACGCUCCUGGGGACGCUGUGUGAGACAGGAACCGGGCAGAUCCGCUACUCGGUGCCCGAGGAGCUGGAGACAGGCUCCUUCGUGGGCAACAUCGCCAAGGACUUGGGGCUGGAGCCCGAGGAGCUGGUGGAGCGGGGAGUCCGCGUUGUCACCAAAGGUAGGACGCAGCUUUUCUCUCUGAAACCCCGAAGCGGCAGCUUGGUCACCGCGGACAGGAUAGACCGGGAGGAGCUCUGCGCUCAGAGCGCGCGGUGUCUGGUGAGUUUUAACAUCUUGGUUGAGAAUCAAAUGAAGAUUUAUGGAGUAGAAGUAGAAAUAAUCGAUAUUAAUGAUAACUUCCCGCGAUUCCGGGAUGAAGAAUUAAAAGUUAAAGUUAAUGAAAAUGCGGCUGUGGGAACGCGGCUAGUGCUUCCCUUCGCGCGGGACGCGGACGUGGGUGUGAACUCCCUCCAGAGUUACCAGCUCAGCUCCAAUCUGCACUUCUCUCUGGAUGUGAUAAGCGGAACUGAUGGACAAAAGUACCCGGAGCUGGUGUUGGAACAGCCCCUGGACCGCGAGAAAGAGGCUGUUCACGACCUCCUCCUCACAGCUUUAGAUGGCGGAGACCCGGUACUCUCCGGCACCACGCACAUCCGUGUGAUGGUUCUCGACGCAAACGAUAACGCGCCCCUGUUCACUCAAUCCGAAUACAGAGUGAGCGUCCCAGAGAACAUACCUGUAGGCACUCAGCUGCUCACGCUAACCGCCACGGAUCCAGACGAGGGAAUAAACGGGAAAGUGACCUACUCUUUUCGCAAUGAAGACGACAAAAUUUCAGAGACUUUUCAACUCGAUUCCAACCUGGGGGAAAUCUCAACUAUGCAAUCACUGGACUAUGAAGAAUCCAGAUUCUACCUCAUGGAAGUGGUAGCUCAGGAUGGAGGCGCUCUUCUUGCCAGUGCUAAGGUGUUGGUCUCAGUACAGGAUGUGAAUGACAAUGCCCCCAAAGUGAUCCUCACCUCUCUCACCAGUUCUCUUUCUGAAGACUGUCUUCCCGGAACUGUAAUUGCACUGUUUAGUGUACACGAUGGUGAUUCUGGAGAAAAUGGUGAGAUUGCAUGUUCUAUUCCCAGGAACCUGCCUUUUAAAUUAGAAAAAUCAGUUGAUAAUUACUAUCACCUAUUAACAACAAAAGCCCUUGACAGAGAAGAGAUUUCAGAAUAUAAUAUCACCAUAACCGUCAUUGACCAUGGAACCCCACCCUUAUCUACAGAAAACCACAUCUCCCUGAAAGUAGCAGACGUCAAUGACAACCCACCUGCCUUCCCUCAUGCCUCCUACUCCACCUCCCUCCCAGAAAACAACCCCAGAGGCAUCUCUAUCUUCUCCAUGACUGCCCUCGACCCUGAUAGUGGUGACAACGCUCGGGUUACUUACUCCCUGGUCAAAGACACAUUUCAGGGAGUUCCUCUAUCUUCCUAUGUGUCCAUUAACUCUGACACCGGCGUCUUAUAUGCUCUCCAAUCCUUUGACUAUGAGCAGUUGAGAGACCUCCAGAUGUGGGUGACAGCCAGCGACAGUGGGAACCCGCCACUAAGCAGUAACGUGUCACUGAGCCUGUUUGUGCUGGACCAGAAUGACAAUGUACCUGAGAUCUUGUACCCUGCCCUUCCUACCGAUGGUUCUAUGGGUGUGGAGCUGGCACCACGCUCUGCAGAACCUGGCUACUUGGUGACCAAGGUGGUGGCAGUGGACAGAGACUCGGGCCAGAAUGCCUGGCUGUCCUACCGCCUGCUCAAGGCCAGUGAGCCAGGGCUCUUCUCAGUGGGGCUGCACACAGGUGAGGUGCGCACGGCACGGGCCCUGCUGGACAGAGAUGUGCUCAAACAGAGCCUUGUGGUGGCUGUCCAGGACCACGGCCAGCCCCCUCUCUCAGCCACCGUCACACUCACCGUGGCUGUCGCUGACAGUAUCCCUGAAGUCCUGGCUGACCUGGGCAGCAUCAAGACUGCUUCUGAUCCCUAUGAUUCAGGCCUCACGCUGUACCUGGUGGUGGCAGUGGCUUCAGUAUCCUGCGUCUUUCUUGCUUUUGUCAUUGUGCUGCUGGCACUCAGGCUGCGGCGCUGGCACAAAUCACACCUGCUUCAGGCUUCAGGAGAUGGAUUGGCAGGCCUACCUGUCUCACAUGUUGUGGGCGUGGACGGGGUACAGGCUUUCCUGCAGAGCUAUUCCCAUGAGGUCUCCCUCACCGCUGACUCUAGGAAGAGUCACCUGAUCUUCCCCCAGCCCAACUAUGCAGACAUGCUCAUUAGUGAAGAAGGCUGUGAAAAAAGCGACCCUCUUCUGAUUUCUGAUAAGGUAAAUGCAAGCAAAACAGAACCAGGAGUUGUUCAGGUUAGUUUUAAUUUUCCAUAAGGAUGACUGGAACAUUUUCUUCAUUU
Lemur catta (Ring-tailed lemur) is the source of this 2560-nucleotide messenger RNA. RefSeq names its product protocadherin gamma-A5. Gene Ontology annotation, molecular function: calcium ion binding. The record is from RefSeq and is a predicted model, not a curated record. NCBI's taxonomy places the organism in Eukaryota, Metazoa, Chordata, Mammalia, Primates, Lemuridae. Gene Ontology annotation, cellular component: plasma membrane. Gene Ontology annotation, biological process: homophilic cell-cell adhesion. Bases 90 to 2534 code for a protein of 814 amino acids. The transcript has a single exon.